UUACUGAAGAUGCCGACCAAGUUGAGCUAAGAGAGAGUGAAAUGGCGAGAGCCAUCAGUCCAAGCAACCGGUGAACGGGGUUGGUGAAAAGGACAUUCCAUCUUGAGGCCAUGGGUUGCUGUUGCGACGAAGACGACGACGACAUCCUCAAACAUCUCAUGAAUUCCCAUUUCCCGUCUUCCUCCGUCGAAUCCCCACGCCCUUCUGCCCCCUCUUUUUCCUCUUCCAACGUAAUUUCCCCUAUCAAUUCUCAUUUCCCUGCCCUAGCCUGCAGGGACACCCUCCGCAUCAUCUUCCUGAAACUUCCCAUCCCCGACCUUGCUCGCGCCAGCUGCGUUUCCCGAUUCUGGAACGCUGUUGCUUCCGAAAGGGAUAUUGUGACUAGGGCCUUCCUUGCUCCUUGGAAUUUGAAGGAUAUAGUUGGAACUCCGCUCUCUGGAAGCUUCUGGCGGGACAAUGGUUUGGGGAAAUUUGCACUUUCCCAUCGGAUUGGCCGUGGGGAUAGUGUUGCCAGCCUUGCCGUCAAAUACUCGGUUCAGGUUACGGACAUAAAACGGCUGAACAAUAUGAUGAGUGAUCAUGGUAUAUACUCAAGGGAAAGGUUGUUGAUCCCCAUAAGCAAUCCUGAUAUCCUUAUGAACAGAACAUGUUAUAUUGAGCUAGAUGUCUACGCAAAAAGAGAAGUAGCUGUGUUGUAUCCAGAUGACGUGCCCGACAGAAGAACAAGCUAUUUAUCCAACAGAAUGUCCUCAGAAGGCAAGAAAAGAAUAAUCAGUUCCUUAGGGAGAAGCAUGCAGGUUGAUGAUGAAACUGCAAAAUACUACUGGUAUAUUUCAAAUGGUAAUCCUCGAGCUGCCCUUUCUGAAUUUACGGAGGACCUUCAAUGGGAGAGGCGGGUAGGUCUUUCCUAGUCGUUGGAAAGCAUAAUAAAAGGUUGGGUAUCUGGCAAGAGCUAGCUUUGAUUGCUUUCCUGGUAAAUUAAUGAGUUAGUUCUUAUCGUAUCAUUCUCUUCUCAAUUUGACUUUUCAAAGACAUUAUUUUAAUUUAGUUGCUCCAAAUAUUUUAACUCAAUCAAAAUGGUUCCAUUACUAUGCAAGCUUUUCCCAGCGAGUAUAUAGGAGCUCAAAUCUGUGUUAACUCAUGGCGUGAUCUUGUCUAAGUGAUAUUUUCUCCAAAAAUGGCGUCAUUUUCACAGUCAUGGAAUUUGCCUUAAUGGCUUCGUUUUUUAGAAGUAUGCCUCCUUGGGCAAGGUUCGUGUCAUGAGGUACAAGUCAUGUGGGCUCUCCGAUGUUAAUACGAGAAAAUUUGCUUGAUAGAAGAAUCGUUUUUCGCUGGGCGAAAAUUUUCAGAGAACUAAAUUGGGAAGCUUGUUUUGAUGGAAAACAAGUACAGCCUAUCAAAGGCGGCUUGAAUUGUGAAUCAACUGCGAUGUGCCAUUCGCCACCGAAGUUGUCGGAGCAAGACACUUGCGGGUUUUGGCAUGUGUGAGCCAGAAUGAUGUGAUGUGCAGAGUUUGUCUAACGUGUAAUUGUAUUCAACGUGCUAAGCAACGCAAGUUCUGUAAUUGUGAGCAUGACUUAGCAAAUAAGAUGAAGCAUUCAGUUGUGUUGUCGUAUAGUAAUUCAUACUUCUGUAUGGUGAA
Messenger RNA from Neltuma alba, 1642 nucleotides. Its product is annotated as F-box protein At1g55000. Gene Ontology annotation, molecular function: protein binding. Bases 111 to 911 code for a protein of 266 amino acids. The record is from RefSeq and is a predicted model, not a curated record. The transcript is spliced from 2 exons. NCBI's taxonomy places the organism in Eukaryota, Viridiplantae, Streptophyta, Magnoliopsida, Fabales, Fabaceae.